This is a messenger RNA of Brenthis ino (lesser marbled fritillary), 342 nucleotides long. The record is from the annotation of a GenBank genome assembly. NCBI's taxonomy places the organism in Eukaryota, Metazoa, Arthropoda, Insecta, Lepidoptera, Nymphalidae.
AUGUAUGCGGAAAUGUUCACCCCAUCGUCAUCCGCCGGUGUCAAGGGCGAAAAGUGCAUACGGGGUGUGCACUGUGCGGGCAGGGUGGCACCGGAGCGCGGGGUGAGGCGCAUAGCAACUGCGAGGGCGGUGCAGCGCCCGGGGAGCGGGGCGGGCGAGGGCGGUCGCGGGCUCCCGAGCGGGCGUCGAUCAGGAACAGCUGUGCGCGUCGAACUCCGGAGAUACUUCGUUCCUAUCGAAAAAUAUAAUCAAAAAUUUCCGUACAUAAAGAAAAGCGGGAGGCGUGCCCAUAGUGACAGGCUAGAGCCUGUAGAGAGAGACGGUAGAGUGCGUCGGUUAGAG